This is a messenger RNA of Closterium sp. Yama58-4, 942 nucleotides long. The record is from the annotation of a GenBank genome assembly. NCBI's taxonomy places the organism in Eukaryota, Viridiplantae, Streptophyta, Zygnematophyceae, Desmidiales, Closteriaceae.
AUGACGUUGCUGUUAUUCGUGUCCGCUCCUUGCCUCGGCCCUACACUCCAAUCUAGACUGUUUUUGGCCUCCGGCUCCGAGCAUCGUUCUCCAAUCCUAGCGUGCCGUGCCUGCAGGUCCGGCUCGCAGCUGCAGGCACGCUGGCUCACCAACAAAACCUUCAACGAUGCUGCUCUCAUGCCCAUCGCCUCGUGCCCCCAACUCGCGUCGGCACAAUGUGUUGGCAUGGCGGGUGGCAUGAUGGCAUGGUGUGCGGGGUGGGCAGCGGGGUGCAAGGCGGUGCAGGAGGUGUCAGUGCGGUGGUGUGUGGGCAUCACGGACCGCGGCUUGGAUGUGCUGCGCCGCUCUCCAACUGCCACGCCAUCCAUCCACUCUACCUCUCUUACACCAAGGGUAGCAGGUGACGGGGGCGGCAAUGAGGGUGGUGCAGUCUCACGCACCCCAGUCUCGCGCAUCUCAACCUCCCCACCUGCCAGUCGCUCAUCAACCCUGCUAUUGCCACACUCCGACACGGAUGCACCCCGCUGCAGAGUUUGGACAUAUCCCCCUCCCCCUCCUUUUCCCCCCAAGCCCCCUCCUCCUUUUCCCCCACAGCCCCCUCCCCCUCCUUUUCCUCCCCAGCCCCCUCCCCCCCCCCCGCCCCCUCCCCCUCCCCCGCCCCUUCCCCCUCCCUCUCCCCCUCCCCCUCCUUCAUCUCCUUUUUCACCUCCACCAGAUCAUCCUCAUCCUCUUUCCACCUCUUCCACCUCCUCCACCUCCUCCACCUCCUCCACCUCCUCCACCUCCUCCACCUCCUCCACCUCCUCCACCUCCUCCACCUCCUCCUCCACCUCCUCCACCUCCUCCACCUCCUCCAUCUCCACCUCCUCCACCUCCACCUCCCUUCUACCUCGGGCUUGGAACUUUCUCACUCUUUUAGCCAUGCUGUUGCGGUCGCUAUAA